AUGUUAGAAAGUAGUUUCGAUCAAACUGUGAUGGCUGCCUCCAUCCAACAUGCCAUGCUGUUGUCCCAUUCUCACCUAACACUCAACACUUGUAGACGGACAUUUAAUAAGUUUACAAAUAAUCCCUAUCAUAGUUAUUCUCGAGCUAUCAGGAAUUGCCGAAAACUCAUACAAAACCGAGUGACUCGACCAAGUCAAGCUAAAAUUUCGAAUGCUUUGAAUUUAAGGUCUUUCUCACAGGCCACUGAUGACUCAGAUUCAAAUAACUGUCCAAGAGGCUUAGUUCCAUGGCAAAAAAAAGAAUUUACUAAUAUCCUUCCUCCAGCCUACAACCCAGAAUACGUUGAAGCCAUAUGGUACAAAUGGUGGGAACAGAAAGGUUUUCACCAACCACAGCCAAUUCAGGAUGCUGUAAAGAAGAGAAGGUUUGUCAUCUGUUUGCCUCCCCCUAAUGUGACUGGUUCACUCCAUCUUGGUCAUGCUUUGACAUGCUCCAUUCAAGAUGCUAUUGUCCGUUGGUACCGAAUGCAAGGACACCAGGUACUCUGGGUCCCAGGACUGGACCAUGCUGGCAUUGCAACUCAAGUGAUCAUUGAGAAAUGGUUAUGGAAGAAGAAGGGCUGCACAAAACAUGAUAUUGGCAGAGAAAAAUUUCUAGAAGAAGUAUGGAAAUGGAAAAUAGAAAAAGAAAACACGAUUUAUGAACAAAUGAAACGACUAGGAGCCUCACUUGACUGGACGCGACAUUUUUUUACAAUGGAUCAGAAUCUCUCCAAAGCUAUUAACGAAGCUUUUAUUCGACUCCAUGACGAGGGCUUAAUAUACCGUAAAAAAUGUUUAGUCAACUGGUCUUGUGUUCUCAAGUCAGCCAUUUCUGAUGUUGAGAUAGAAAUGUUGCAGUUGAAAGGGAAGACCAAACUCGAAAUUCCUGGUUAUGCUAAGAAAGUACAGUUUGGAACUUUAACCUCAUUUGCAUAUCCUGUUGUAGGAACUGAUGAAAAGAUCAUUGUGGCCACCACUCGUCCAGAGACAAUAUUUGGGGAUGUGGCUGUGGCUGUACACCCUGAAGAUUCUCGUUACCAACAUCUUCAUGGAGCCUUACUUCAGCAUCCAUUUUCAGAUCGAAAGAUUCCAGUCAUUGCUGAUGAGUUUGUCGACAAAGAGUUUGGAGAAGGUGCUGUCAAACUGACCCCUUGUCAUGAUCAAACGGACUAUGAAGUUUGUGAGCGGCAUGGUUUACCAAUUUCCUUCUCUAUCAUUGAUGACUCUGGUCUUAUGUGCAAUGUUGGUGCUCCUUUUGAGGGAAUGAAGAGGUUUGAUGCAAGAAAAGCUGUUGUAAAAUCCUUAAAACAGAAAGACUUAUACCAUGGAACGAUCAACCAUUCCAUGAUGCUUCCUGUCUGCAGUCGUUCCAAAGAUGUUAUUGAACCUCUUCUGAUGGACCAGUGGUUCCUCAAUUGUAAAACAAUGGCAACCAAAGCAACUCAGGCUGUCACCAACAACCUCCUCUGCUUCAUCCCUGAUUACUAUGACAGUAUCUGGUUCCACUGGCUGCAGAAUAUCAGGGACUGGUGUAUUUCCAGACAAUUGUGGUGGGGACACCAAAUACCUGCUUAUUUCGCUACCACUACGCCGUCACCGCAGCUAUCAACCUCGAGUUCCACUGGAAUAUGGGUUAGUGCCAGAAACCAAGAGGAAGCUCUAGCUAAAGCCAGUGAGAAAUUAUCUGUUCCCAAAGAACAGAUAACUCUUAAACAAGAUGAAGAUGUCUUGGAUACUUGGUUUUCAUCAGCAUUGCUUCCAUUUUCAGUAUUUGGAUGGCCAGAAAAAACAAUUGACUAUGAAUCUUUCUACCCAACCGACCUUCUUGAGACUGGCAGUGAUAUCUUGUUCUUCUGGGUGGCCAGAAUGGUUAUGCUGGGACAGAAGUUAACAGGACAGUUACCUUUCGAUAAGAUUUUAUUGCAUGGAAUUAUCCGAGACUCCGAAGGUAGAAAGAUGAGUAAAUCUCAAGGAAAUGUGAUCGAUCCAUUGAAUGUCAUUUAUGGUGCAUCCUUAAAGGACCUUCAGAACCAACUGGACAGUAGUGUUCUUGACCAAAAGGAAAUUGAACAUUGUAAAAAAGAGCAACACAAAAACUUCCCACAUGGUAUUCCACAGUGUGGCGCUGAUGCUCUUAGAUUCACGCUUUGUUCUUAUAAUUUCAAAUUGCAAACCAUCAACAUUCAAAUGGACCAUAUCAAAAGUUCAAAAUUCUUUUGUAAUAAAAUAUGGCAAGCUUCAAGAUUCAUUCACCUCAACCAAGAAGAUUCUUUCACUCCCAAGCGACCGUUCGCACUGUCUGGUCAUGAAUCUGCUAUUGAUAAAUGGAUCCUCAGUGUUCUCACUGAAACAACACACUACUGUGACCCAAAAUUCCGCAAUUAUGAUCUACAGUUAGUUACCAAUUCCUUACGCAAGUUCUGGAUUCAGAAUUUCUGUGAUAUUUAUUUGGAAUCUGUGAAACCAAUUUUAAAGAAUGGUUCAGAAGAAGAAAAAGAAACCGUGAAUCAAGUGUUACAUUUCUGCCUGGAAACUUACCUCAAAGCCAUCAGUCCUUUCAUGCCUUACCUCAGUGAGGAACUCUACCAACAACUUAUGCAAAGAAGCGGCCAUUUUGAUGUCAGUGUUUGCAGCGCUGCUUACCCUAACCCCAAGGAUUUUACCUGGCGAAAUCCAUUCAUUGAAGAAGACAUGAAUAUUGUACAAGAUCUCUGCAGUCAGGCAUUGUUUUUGAGGAAAGAAUUUAGCUUGACCAAAGCUAAAGGAAACGUUUUCAUCAGUUCUUCCAAUGAAAUCCUGCUGGAUCGCCUCUCUCAGAAUUACUCUGUACCAAUAUCCACACUCUCAAGAUCGGCUUCAGUAAACUUCAUCUAUGGAAUCUUAAAUAUUCCUCACGGCUGUGUAUCAUCAAAAACAGUAGCUGACACUUGCCAAGUGCAUUUAAGUCUUCAGGGUUUAGUGGAUCCUGUCAUUGAGUUGAACAAACUCACUAAAAAGGUGGAGAAAGUGUUGAAAGAACUGGAGAAAAUUGCAGCUUCAAUGAACAGAGAUCUGAGAAAUAACGAACUUGUUGAUGAAAAGAAGAUAAAAGCUGUUGAAAACCUCAACUCUGAACUUGACCGGCUUCAGAACUAUGUGUCCGUCUUAGAAAAACUGGAACCCUAAAACGGUGUAGAUGCAUAACAUCUAUCAAGAACAUUGUCCCUGCUCAGCCCUAAUUUGUAACUGGAUUAGGCCGUGUAAUAAUUCAAAUAUUUCUGUGUAGACUUACACGUCCGAGAAGACGAGGGAGUGGUUGAUGUACAUAUCUGUACAUAUAUUUAUAAAUAUUGUGGUGAAGAAUAAAGAUAAAUAAGAAGCGAA
This is a messenger RNA of Octopus bimaculoides (California two-spot octopus), 3405 nucleotides long. Its product is annotated as valine--tRNA ligase. Gene Ontology annotation, cellular component: cytosol. The record is from RefSeq and is a predicted model, not a curated record. Gene Ontology annotation, biological process: valyl-tRNA aminoacylation. Gene Ontology annotation, molecular function: ATP binding; valine-tRNA ligase activity; aminoacyl-tRNA deacylase activity. Lineage: Eukaryota; Metazoa; Mollusca; Cephalopoda; Octopoda; Octopodidae.